Molecule: messenger RNA, 1499 nt
Organism: Agrilus planipennis (emerald ash borer)
Lineage: Eukaryota; Metazoa; Arthropoda; Insecta; Coleoptera; Buprestidae
Product: peptidoglycan recognition protein-like
Exons: 4
Coding region: 158-1048 (296 amino acids)
Biological process (GO): peptidoglycan catabolic process
Molecular function (GO): N-acetylmuramoyl-L-alanine amidase activity; zinc ion binding
Source: RefSeq, a predicted model, not a curated record
CCAGUCAUCUCUUUUAUAUCACAGUCACUUUUCACUUAUACAUAUCUUGCAAACGUGAGCGUGCAGUGUAUUUAGUUUUUUUUCAAGAACAAACUGAAUUUAAUUGAGGAAAAGUUUUACGUUUCUUAAGAUUGUUUUGAUACAGAACCAUAAAGAAAUGAUAGGAGUUAAUUCCGAUAAUUUUAAUGUACUUCAAGGGAAAUAUACUAGCAACAACGUAAAUUGUCAAUGUGAUAAAAGCCAGUCUGGUAUCGCCGAGCUAAAUUUUUCGGAAGAAAAUGACGAUCACAGUUAUUCGACGCAGUUAUUUUGUAAGAAAAUAAAAAUAUUAUUGUAUUUUAUAACUGCUGGUUUGCUAAUGGCAAUACUUUUAUUCACAAUUCGUACCAUGAUAACGGUCCAAAAUAUCGAUAUGUUGGUGAGAUUACACUAUAAAAUACACAAAGUAACACCGAAUCCCUUGAUGGAAUCAAUGUCGGAAAGUAGCCCAGAAUAUGUAUCCAUUACAGAGGCGAUACCAACAACAGCAAUCGUCAGAAGAGAAGCUCUACAGAUAGUACCCCGCGAACAAUGGAAUGCUGCAUUCCCAAAAGACGUUAUUAAACUCAUUGGUCCAGUCGAUAUAAUAAUAAUUUGUCAUACUGCCACUCAAAAUUGCAACACAUCUACAGCUUGUGAAAAAUUAAUAAAAUCGAUGCAAAGGUAUCACAUGGAAGAACAACGCUGGUGGGAUAUUGGAUACAAUUUUAUUGUUGGAGGUGACGGUAAGGUCUACGAAGGAAGAGGUUGGACUGGCGUGGGCUCCCAUACAUUCGGGUAUAACAGAAAAUCCUUAGGGAUAGCGAUAACGGGCGACUUUAAAACCAAAAUUCCAUACAAAGCACAAAUAAAAGCGUGUAAGGAAUUAAUCAAGAUGGGUGUAAUGUUGGGUUAUAUAGACAAAAAUUAUAAACUGUUUGGGGCAAGUCAGCUUGUGUCUACUUUGUCUCCUGGAAAAGCGUUAUUGGAAGAGAUGGAAACUUGGCCAGAAUUUUCCGAAAAGGCGUGAUUUAUACGUAUCAUUCGUAUCGUUUGAUGUCUACAUCCUUAACAACAGUUCUAGAAGUCGAGUUUUGUAAUAAAAAUUGUUACAUGUAGUUUCGUGAAGAUGCAAUCACCUUUACCAAUACGACUUUAGAUACAUUUACUGUGAAAUAUUACCUUAUUCAUAUUAUUAUUUUAGUAUGUGCACGUUAACCCUUGACCGUAAAUUAAAUGAUGUACAAUAUUUUAUAUUAACAUUUUAUCAACGCUUACAAUUUUCUGUGACAUAUCAAUUACUUUUCCGUCUAAACAUCGUGAAUUCUUACGAACAUAGUCAUUCACGGUCGGAAUCCAUGGUAGAAUUAUGAUUUGGGCUGAAAGGCCAUGGUCCUGCAGUUGGACCUAAUACUUCAUUUAGACAAUAGUUGCUCAGACCGAAAGGCAUGUAAUCAAAUUAAUAAACGACAUUAAAACUC